GUUUAUUUCUAUAUACGUCGUCGUUUCACAAAUCGUUUCCCAUCAUCGUCGGCGAAGCACUAAAACCCUAAUCGGAAACUCUCUCUCCGCCGUCACUCAUGGCGUUCUUCGACCUAAGCAUCCCCUACAGCUACCCAUCCCCAUCAGGCGGGAAAGAACUCAUCGUCCCAAACAAACUCCGCGUAAAGCUCGCCACCAAAGCCAUGGAGCUCGGCUACGUCGGAAUCGCGCACAGCCACUCGAUCGAAGGCGCAAUGUCGGAGAAAGACUCCUGCACGAUCCCUCUCCUCACCCUCGGAUCUCUCGUCAAGGCCGCUCCGCGACUAGCUUCCUCCGUCGCGUUCCACCGCGGCUUACUCAACGUCCCUCGAUCCACUCCGUUUCGGCAGUACACUCGCGUCACCGUGAUACUAGAGAGCAAGGCUCAGUGUCUGGCGUUGAACUCAGGGAAUCCGGUUUUGAAGAGCUACGAUAUCGUUGCGGUUAGGCCGAUGAAUCAGUACGCGUUCGAUCAGGCUUGUGCGAAAGCUGAGGUUGAUGUUAUCUCGAUUGAUUUCUCGAAUUUGCAGUUUCGGUUGAUGCAUCCGUUGGUUAAAGCUGCUGUUAAGCGUGGGGUUUACUUUGAGAUCAAGUACUCUCUUCUCUUGAGCGAUGCUGAGAAGAGGAGACAAGUUAUAUCCAAUGCUAAGUUACUGGUGGAUUGGACUAAGGGGAAGAAUCUGAUUAUAUCGAGUGGUUCUCCUUCAGUCACGGAACUUAGAGGUCCUAACGAUGUUAUUAAUCUCAUGUCAUUGCUUGGACUCUCUAGUGAGAGAGCCAGAGCUGCAAUUUCAGUUAACUGUAGGAAUAUGAUAGCCAAGGUUUUGAAGAAGAAGCGGUUUCACAAAGAAGCUGUCAAGGUUGAGUUGCUUUCUUCUAGUGCAACGUUUAGCCUCGAACAGCCUCUCUCUGGAGAUUGUAUGAAAUGGGAUCCUCUUUCGAGUGGCGAAGGUGACUUGCUUUUGGAAGAUCUCGCAAAGGCUUUUGAAGCCACCACACGUCCUGUGGCGCAAAAAGCGUUUGAUUUCACCUCUGAUCGUAAUGGCUUGCCGUCACGUGGUUUCCGGAUCGGUAAUAUUCUAGGAACUGAGCCUUUGACUCAGUCACCUGCGGCUAAGAUUAUUGACGGACCAGUUCUCUGUAAGAAUCAAGUUUCUGAAGUGUGUAUGGCUGAUUCAGUUUCAUCUGUUGAUAAUCUCGGGGAAAACGAAACCAUUAGCCAAAUUGACAUGCUGGUUUCUGAAGAUGACAACAAAGUGGAACCUACAACGAAUGUCCCACUGUCUAGCCAGGGACGGGGAGUUUUGGUGCAAGAUGAAGCAGCUGCAUUAUUUUCAUUGAUAAGAUGUACAGAGUCAGAUGCAGCUUCUGAUGUUAACAUGCAGACUGAGUUGGAUUCUGAAGAUAAAUCAAUGUCGCUAUCAAAAAGUGAUCACGGGAUCCAACAAAGUCAUGUUGAAAAUUUAAACAUGGAAACUAUUGGUGUUGAUGAUGAAUUCCCAGUGGACGGAGCCAACAAAGAAGGAGCUGGUUUUUGUCAUGCUAAUAUUGAGCAACCUACAUCCUCUGGUGUUGAUGAGAUGAAAAUCGAUGGUUCUUUGGAAGCGAAUCACAACGAGUACAUGGAGGUGACAGUGGAAGACGUGACGCAUGAAACAGGUGACAAUAAUAUUAUUCUUCCUAACUUAUCCUCCUCUGAGACUACCGAAUUACUAAGAGAAUCGAGUAACUCUCUCAUCAGUCCAGAGGCGGUUGGACAAGACCAUGACCAAUUAUCAAGGUUAGAGUUCAGUGAGACAGAGCUUGGGGAAGAGCCAUCGGUUCAAUACGAUAUAACCAUGGAAGACAAGAAGGAAACCGAAACUAAUCAACAAGCCCAUGUCAAGUACAAUGCCAGAAACUCAGGUAAGGCACGAGCUAAGAGGAGUUGGGUUAGAUUAACGAUACUACAACCUUUGAAGCCUUUUCUACUACAACGUUUCAAACGAAUUAGUAAAAGAAGAAAACAUAUAAGAGCUUGAUGAUUCUUAAACGAUAGAGAAGUUUUGUUCACUGAUUUACACCCACGCAAGUCUCGUGGUAUUAUUAUUGAACCGAUCAUCAAAGUGGGGGAAGAGAAAUUAUAAUUUAUUCUUUAAAGUUUAGAGUUGGUUUCUUCGUAUACUCGUGUUCAAGAAAAAAACACUAUUAACUAAAAUACUAAAAAGAAAAAAAAGGUGAGAAAAAAAUGCUAAGAGUGGAGAGUCGGUAAAUCCACCGCCGGCCGACAAAAGUCGAAUACACGGUCGCCGGAGGGCCUACAUCUCCCUCCUUAGCCUUUGUUAAAGAGCUACUUUGUUUAAACUGAAACAUCCCAAAUUGUGUAAUAAAUAAGACAAUUGAUGUUAGGUUGAUUACUUUGGUUUAGUUUAUACGAGUGGAACCUUCUUUGGUUUCUUAAGGAUGAAUAAGGUAUUAAAUGUAUGCUUGCUUUUGGAGAUUGCUAGUACUUUGUAGCACGAUGAGUAAUCAACGUGAGAGUAAUGAAAUCAUCAAAGUAACAUGACCAUGUUCAUUACAUGAUUUCGAUGCUAAAAGUCAUCAACUUUUUACUUUCUGAUUAUUUUUGUAAAUCAAGUUGGGAAAAGAAAAUUUGAACCGUUAAGGAACAUAAUAAACUACGAAUAAACUAUUUACGAGCCCAUACGUGUUAAUGAUAUGGAAUGAAUAAUUUGUUUCAGUAGGGAACAAACUGGAGUUCUACAUAACUCAUAACACGCAGAUUACUAAAUUUAAAUAUAAAACAUAACGAGGGUGAUUGGUUGGAGUAGAAACUUUACCAUAAAAUUUAUGUUGUAGAAUUUUUUUAUUUAGUUGUAAGCGACGUAGCUUUAAAAUUGAUUUUUUACAGCAAAAAAAAUGAGGCUUUAGAAAAUAAAGUUUUUAUAACUAUUUUUCAUUUUUUUUUGUAGCUUUAAAAAUAAGAUAAAGCAUGACUGGUGAUUUAAAGACUGUAAAUUAAUAUUAAAGUUAAAGUCAGCUUAUACAGUUCAAAAUAUAACAUAAAUAUUAAUAGAUAUAAAAAAUUGUAAACUGGUUUUGUUAUUCUGCAAAAUAAUUUUUGAAAUAUCUUAAUUUGGUGUAAAAAUACUACACAAAUUUAUACCAGUUUAGUUAUAAUACAAAUCGGACAAAGGGCUAAUUCUAUUUCUUUUCCAAAAAGUUUUAUACUAGUUAUAUUUUAAUAUAAGUGAUAAGCGAUGCUUAAAAAAUCACAUUCGUUAUUAGAUAAAACCUGUCAUAAUUCAUCACACUAUCAUUUUCAGGUAUUAAUAUACGAUCUUAUAGCCAGAGGUUUUGCUUUAAAUAUCUAUACUAUUAAAAGAAGAAUACAAAAAAAAAUAGUCCUAAAUUUUCCUUAAUAAUUAUAAUCUUAUGCCACUGAAUUAUUAAUGGUCUUUUGGUCAUUUAACAUAAUGAAAUAUCCAAGUUUAAUUAUACUCAACCAUUAAUGCUGAUAAACCGGAUUGCAAUGGCUUCUCUCUUCCCUCCUCAAUGAAAAAUCUCUUCUUAUUUUCAUAUAUUAACAUCGGAUUUCAUUUCCGAUUAAUGUUUUCUUCUGUUUUUUUAUUUGUUUUUUCUCUUUGAAAUUAGAUUUUCUUUCGAUCUCUUGAAAAAUCUCUCAAAAAGAUCGAUCUUUUGUUUUUAUUUUGAUUAAAAGAAUCUUCCGAUUUGAAACAUAGUUCUAAGUCUCUAUGCCAAUCUAUCAAAGAGGUGUUUAGUUUAAUCAGACGACGUCUCUCUAGCGGGGGAGUAAAGUCACCUUCACUUAGGCAUCAUGUCUUCUUGAUUAGUAUGGGUUAUUGGUGGAUCAUUUUAAUUGGUUCGUUGGGAGUAAGUUUCCUUUUAGUAGUUAAUAAUUAAACUGAUUUAUGUUUUAGGUUUUGGUUUAGAUCGAUAGAGGAUGUUGAAGAGAUUUAGAAAGCCUGGCCAAGAUGACGAUAUACGACAAUGGUUUUUUUUCCGGUGAUGAAGUGCGACAGAGAAAAGUUAGAGAGGUGUACCACUAAUCAUGAACUGCUUAACCAAAAUUGAAAUGGUUAUGUUUAUUUCAUUUGCAAUUUUUAUUUUGGGUCAUUCGGCUUAUGUUUAAUUUCAUUUUGAGCUAUUGGGCUCAUUCACAAGCUAAUGUAUCUGCAACGGUUUCAGAUAUUUGUACCAAAAGUAAUCAUAUUAUCAGAUUCA
This is a messenger RNA of Brassica napus (rape), 4263 nucleotides long. Its product is annotated as protein GAMETOPHYTE DEFECTIVE 1-like. Gene Ontology annotation, molecular function: RNA binding. Bases 99 to 2060 code for a protein of 653 amino acids. The record is from RefSeq and is a predicted model, not a curated record. NCBI's taxonomy places the organism in Eukaryota, Viridiplantae, Streptophyta, Magnoliopsida, Brassicales, Brassicaceae. Gene Ontology annotation, biological process: tRNA processing. The transcript is spliced from 5 exons. Gene Ontology annotation, cellular component: nucleolar ribonuclease P complex.